GGCAGCUCUGGAUUCAGGCAAGCGGGACUGAGGGACCCUCAGCUGUUCAGUCCCGUGAGUGGGCGCGCACGAGAGCCCGGGGCCAGGAGUGACUGGGAGCGGAAGUGGGGACCGCACCACCUGGGGACAGCGGGUUCUCCCGAGGACGCCGCUGGUAUUCAGGAAAGUGCCGCUCUCAAGAUGCUAGGUGGCACAUUUAGGAGAUGCCUGGGACAAGAAGGCCAGCUGCUCAGGGCAAAAAGAAAAGGAGGUGACAAACGUUGAGUCCACUUAAGGAAACCCAUGGCUAGGAUCAGUUUUUCUUACCUCUGCCCAGCCUCCUGCUACUUCACUGUUCCCACAGUGAGCCCAUUUCUCCGUCAGCGAGUAGCAUUCUUGGGAGUAUUCUUCAUAACCUGUCUCCUUUUAUUUAUGUUAAUAAUGGACUUUCAACAUUGGGAUGCUUCACUACCAAGUGACAGGUUGUACGAAAGGUAUUUGGCUCGGGUAGGGGAGCUUGAAGCUACUGACACUGAAGACCCAAAUCUAAAUUAUGGACUUGUGAUAGACUGUGGUAGCAGUGGCUCCAGGAUUUUUGUGUAUUUCUGGCCAAGACAUAAUGGGAACCCUCAUGACUUGCUGGACAUCAAACAGAUGAGAGACCGCAACAGCCAACCUGUGGUUAAAAAAAUCAAACCAGGAAUCUCUGCAAUGGCAGACACUCCAGAACAUGCCAGCGAUUACCUUCGUCCUCUGCUGAGCUUUGCUGCUGCCCACGUACCUGUGAAGAAGCACAAGGAGACACCCCUUUAUAUCCUCUGCACCGCAGGCAUGAGGCUCCUUCCUGAGAGGAAGCAGUUGGCUAUCUUGGCUGACCUAGUAAAGGAUUUGCCACUGGAGUUUGAUUUCCUCUUUUCUCAGUCUCAAGCCGAAGUGAUCUCUGGGAAGCAAGAAGGGGUUUAUGCAUGGAUUGGUAUCAACUUUGUUUUGGGAAGAUUCGACCACGAGGAUGAAUCGGGUGCUGAGAGUCCGCAGGAAUCAGGCAUAGGACGCCGCAGGACAGUAGGGAUACUGGAUAUGGGAGGAGCCUCUCUCCAGAUUGCUUAUGAAGUUCCUACCUCAACCUCUGUCCUUCCCCCCAAACAGGAAGAAGCUGCCAAGAUCCUGCUGGCAGAAUUCAAUCUGGGCUGUGAUGUACAACAUACCGAACAUGUGUACAGGGUUUAUGUCACAACCUUUCUGGGUUUUGGAGGCAACUUUGCCCGGCAGCGCUAUGAAGAUCUUGUGCUGAAUGAAACUCUUAACAAAAACAGAUUGCUGGGUGAGAAGACAGGCUUGAGUCCUGACAAUCCGUUUCUAGAUCCCUGCUUACCUGUGGGACUGACAGAUGUGGUGGAGAGAAACAACCAGGUCCUGCAUAUCCGAGGAAAGGGAGACUGGGCAACUUGUGGGGUGAUGCUGAGCCCCCUCCUGGCUCGCUCCAACACUAGCCAGGCCUCACUGAAUGGCAUUUACCAGUCACCAAUCGACUUUAACAACAGCGAGUUCUAUGGCUUCUCUGAGUUUUUUUACUGUACAGAGGAUGUUUUGCGCAUAGGUGGCCGCUACCAUGGGCCAACAUUUGCCAAGGCUGCUCAGGAUUACUGUGGCAUGGCUUGGUCAGUACUAACUCAGAGAUUCAAGAAUGGCCUCUUUUCUUCACAUGCAGAUGAACAUCGACUCAAGGAUCGAACUCACGACCAUGCUCUUGCAAGAUAUCAGUGUUUUAAGUCAGCUUGGAUGUACCAAGUCCUACAUGAAGGAUUCCACUUUCCCUAUGAUUACCCAAACCUACGGACGGCUCAGCUGGUUUAUGACCGAGAAGUUCAGUGGACGCUGGGAGCGAUCCUCUAUAAAACACGAUUUUUACCACUCAGGGAUCUUCGACAGGAAGGUGUCAGACAAGUCCAUAGUAACUGGUUUCGUCUGUCCUUUGUCUACAACCAUUAUCUAUUCUUUGCCUGUAUCCUGGUGGUGCUACUGGCCAUCAUCCUGUACCUUCUGCGACUCCGGCGAAUUCACCACCGACAGACUCGAGCCUCAGCUCCCCUGGACUUGCUGUGGAUUGAAGAGGUGGUCCCAAUGAUUGGGGAACAGGUGGGGCCAUGAGGCUGGACUAGAACUGGAGAAACAAAAGUAUUCCAGAGUUGCUGCUCAUCAAAUACUUCUUUUUCUUCUUCUUCUACUUUUUUUCCUUUUUUUUUUUUUGGUAUUGGCCUCAGAUGCUUCUCUUUGGCCUUGGAACAUCUCCUUUAAUUAAUUUCCAUGUUAAUUCCAUCCUAGUACCCAGGUCUUCUUCUCAGAGAGAAGCUAUAGUCUUUUAUUUGUAAGUGAUAAGAGAUUGGUGCUAACAAAAGUGACCACAAUUAGUACAUUGGAAGCAUGCUUCUGUACUCAGAGACCUGGUAUGUUCCUGGGAUCUAACAAUUUUUCCCUGGCUAAAGCAUCAAGUGUGGCACUGGACAUAGUAGAAGCCUGGUUGAAACCAAAUUUAGAAUGCCUGAUCUAAAGCCAGACAUUCUAUCAAGUGCAACAGUCCCUUCUUUCUCUGUAACAGAGAUAACAUUUUGUGGACAUCCACAGCCUUUAAUAAGAUCUCAGAUCUUUGCAGUUCAGUGGACCAGAUAAGAUUUUAAAGCAACCAAAAUGACACAGCUUCCUUGCUUACUUGAUAAAGAAGCCAUUAUGUGAUAUGAUCUAAAAGGUUAGAACCUUUUCUAAAUGGAUGGUCCAAUAAAAUAUUACAGUAUUUUUUAUCUCAUGCCUGGUGUGACUAGGAUAGCAAACGUUUCUAUGUCUAGGUGCCUCAAAGGCUGUUUGGGCAUUAAUUUUGCUUUUUGAGCCUUACGUGUGCUUGUAUGAUAGAGCCACUGUGAUGGGAAUUGGAAAUCUAACUGGGUUUGUCUAGUUAUAGGGCCCUGUCCCAUAGGCAUAUUUUUGUGUACAGAUUCAAAGACAUUUCCUAUAUUUCACUGCUAGAAUCAGUGUGUAGUUUGGGAAAGCAUGUACUUGGGUUGUUUAUAAAGAUGCAAAGAGUAGUAUCAAUGGACAAAGGAGUUUUUUGAGAAAAUUUUUCUAAAUUUUUGAUUCUUAGAAUGUCCGAAAGAGAGCAAAUUCUAAACUUUGGAAUAAACAGAUAAAUUUCCUAAGAAGCUACUUGGCAACUUUCAGAACAUCUAUUAAAAGACUGCUCAAGUUACAGAUAGCACUUCCACUAGUGAGGACAGCAAAAGCCAUAAUAAUUUUCAUCCAUUACCUUUAGGAGUUUUGCUUCUCUACAUUUAGCUUUCCCAUUGAAUAAGGAUUUUUCAUUAACUUUGGCCUUCCCCCAUUGGAGUCUUCUUUAUACUUCACCUUUUCCAUAGCCAUGGGGGUCCUUCCCAUGAAUAUGUGCCCAAAGUUAAAGUAGCUUUUUAUGGGUGUUUGCGUGUGUGUGGGUCUUGCACGUAUGAGGCAAGCACUGUACCACUGAGCUAUGUCCCCAGGCCUCUGAUUUCUAGGAUUAGAUACAGAGAAAGAGGUCUCUGACUUCAAAGAAUAAAAGUGGAACUCUUCAAAAAUGAAUUUCACAAUAAAAAAAGGACUUAAAUCCUUCAUAAAACAGUGAAAAAGAAAUUAAGGUCCUCCUAGAAAUAAGCUGAGACAAAAAUAAGCCCACUGACUCUAAAUUAGUAGGAGACAGAAUAUUGAGUCUUGUUUUCAAGUGAGAUAAAAACAUUUUAUCAUUCAUUAGGGCUUAUGUCACAGCAGUUUCCGUUAAGACUUGACUUGCCUUUACUUCUUAGUUUUGUUCUACGAUCUUUCAUCUUGUGAAUGCUGCUUAAAAAUCUCAAAACAUGUUUUUGCUACCCAUGCCUACUCAGGUAACUUUAUCUUCAUUUCACUUUGGUUUCCAAAUACCACUGUUUUUCACUUCCUUAGAUCUAGUCAGUGAUCUAGUAAAAAGCUGUAUGAUUAACAGUGAUUGUAGUUGUGUGUUUAAGCUGAAGAUGGAGCAGAGAGGUAGACUAGUUGAUAUAAAAGGUCUUAUUAGUGAAGGUACCUUUCAUCCUUAUUGUAAUAAUGGUUGUCAUUUGUUAAGCAAUUAUGUACCAGAUACUCUUAAGAAUUUUAUGUAUGUUAUUUCAUCAUUGCAACAACCUUGCAGAUUGAUAUGACGUUUUACAGUUCAGAAUCUCAGGCUACUUAUGUUUAUCAUUUUUUCAAUAUAAAUAUAUUUCUGAUUAUUUUAA
Cavia porcellus (domestic guinea pig) is the source of this 4250-nucleotide messenger RNA. RefSeq names its product ectonucleoside triphosphate diphosphohydrolase 7 (gene Entpd7). The record is from RefSeq and is a predicted model, not a curated record. Gene Ontology annotation, molecular function: GDP phosphatase activity; UDP phosphatase activity. Gene Ontology annotation, cellular component: Golgi apparatus. The transcript is spliced from 14 exons. Bases 283 to 2127 code for a protein of 614 amino acids. Gene Ontology annotation, biological process: UDP catabolic process. NCBI's taxonomy places the organism in Eukaryota, Metazoa, Chordata, Mammalia, Rodentia, Caviidae.